Heterostelium album PN500 is the source of this 1305-nucleotide messenger RNA. RefSeq lists its product as uncharacterized. NCBI's taxonomy places the organism in Eukaryota, Evosea, Eumycetozoa, Acytosteliales, Acytosteliaceae. The transcript has 3 exons. The record is from RefSeq and is a predicted model, not a curated record. The coding region runs from base 1 to 1305 and encodes 434 amino acids.
AUGUGUUACAAAAGAAUGAAAUCCACUGUUGAGGAGUUGCCACCGAUUGUUGUGACACAAGAAAAAGAUAUAGAUAAAGAUAAAGAUAAUGAUGCUCUAAAUACACAGAGUAUGAAACGAUUGAAUUUGAGUGGCAGUAUACUUAGCAACUACAAGACCACACCACCCGCCAGCCCUAGCAAAGUUUUACUCAAUAUGAACUGUGCUGAAAGAGUUUUUCAUCAAUCGGGAAAAGUAGAAGGACAUUUAUUUACUUUGAAUAGUAAAUCAAAAAUUCCAUCCAGUGUUAAAUUAGAGUGCACAAAGAGAUCAAAUUUGGAAGUUACAUCAAAUUCAGUUGGAAGAAUAUUUGUAAGAUUAAAAGGUGGUGACAAAAUAUCGUGGUUCACUGGAACUGGAUUUUGUGUGAGUCAUGACAAGGUGAUAACAGCUGCACAUGUCGUCAACUUUGAUCUGAAUAACUCAACGACAACAACAACAAGUGGUUUGACUUCAAUAAAAAGAAUAAACAGUCGAAGUAGUUUGUCUGACGAUGUUUCUUGGAGUAUGGAUAAGAUUUAUAUUUGUUUUAUUCCAGACACCAGCAUUGACCACGAAGUUGACACCAACAGCUUGGAGGAGAACGAUGAUUUCUACGAGUUGGAAACCUGUGGCAGACAAGACAUUGACCAACACUUUAAAGAUCACUUGGUGUAUAUAAAGCAAACAGACGAUAAUAAGAGUGUCUCUUACAAAUGGAAGACAAUAAAAAAUGAUAUAGAGGUACUGCGAUUCAAGAACCCGCAGAAACGAAGAGAAGAAUACUUGUUACCAUCGUUCACAAGCAAAGAAAAUUUAAAAGAAUUUUGGUGUUGUGGAUAUCCAGGACAUAUUGAACUCGAAGUUUUCCAAGAUGACUACCAAGGCAAGGAUGUGGAUAUGAAAGAGCUUUACAACUCUGUCAAUAAGAUGACCAGUGGUUUCCAAAAGAAAACUAUUGCACUAAGUGAGAGUGCGCAUAUCCACGACAACCAAUAUCUCUCGGUUCAUCAAUGCCCAACACUCAAAGGAAUGUCUGGUGGAAUCAUCGCAAGCAGUAAUGAAGCCAACAAAUUCCUUGGUGUUCACAUAGGUGGUUCCAACGACACAGAUAUUCACACCAAUUUUGCCAUUUCAGUUACUCACCCACUGUUCUGUUAUGUCUACCAAAAACACAUUCUUUCCGAUCAACAUUUCAUGUCGAAACAUCGAGAUCAACUCCAACCCUACAUUAACUAUAUUAAUAACUUUAAUUUUCCUAAAAAUAACGAUCUACUACCUCCAUAA